AUGUCGUACCACCCACAGAACAAACAAGAUCACAGCAAUCAUCUAGAACCAGCCCAUUAUCAACAAUAUGGUUCAGAGACAAGUUCGGCCCGUUCUUCCAUUGGGUAUAUCGAAGAACAACAAUUUCAAGACGAGAGUUAUAACCCAAUACCUAAUCAAAUCAGUAGUAAUGAUAAUACAAGUAUAGAAUCUACAAGUCUUCAUGAAGCUCAACAAUAUGCCGUACAUUCAAGUAAUUUUACAUCAUCAAGAAAAGUAAGUAAAAUAUCAGAUAAUGAUAAACAUUAUAGAACUUUUUCAAGGGCUUUUUUCUUUACUUCACUUAUAUCAGCAAUUCUUAUACUUUUAUUUGAAGCUUAUAUGUAUGCUGUUAUUAAUAUUCAUCGUGAUCGAUUCAUUGAAGGAAGAUACGAAGAAAAUUCUAUUUAUUUUGCCCUUUUCAUCUUUGCGGCUAUUUUCCAAGUUUUAAUAACUAUAAUUGCCCUUUAUUCACGUAAUUUAUUAUUAUUGGUGUUUUUAAUGGGGUUUUAUUGUGCAAUGUUGGUUUAUACUGGUAUUCAAUAUAAUGAAGUUUCUGACAAUAUUUCAUUUGUUUUACAUGGGUCUUGGAAAGCAGCAACUAAAGCCAUGAAUAUUGCUACUAUUUGUGUUAUUGCUGUUACAUUGAUUGUACAAUCAGCUUUGUUGUUUUUCGGAUUAAGAAGAUAUGUUAGUUGGUUUAUCUUCAAGAAAAUUGGUGCCAGUUUAGAAUUGAAGAAGAUGUAUGCUAUUUUCCAAAUCCAUCGUUCUAUAUUAAUGUUUGAUUUUUUCUUUUUCACAGGGUUCACUAUUCAAUUUUUGGUUAUUAUGGUUAGAAAUAGAGCUUCUGUCGAGUUUAUCUUGACUGUCAUUGUUAUUCCAUUGACUAUUGUUGUAUUAUACAUUAGUGAUAUUUCAGCUACCAGAGAAUUUAUUUAUGGAUCAAUACUUGCAGUCUUACUUUAUUUAUGUGGAAUUGCUUAUGUUUUAUUCAAGAUUAUUAGAUUAUACACAAAGUAUACUUCUGCUUAUGGAUUAGCAAUCCUACCUGGUGAAUAUUUUAUGGGUAGAAAAUCCUUAUUAACUUUUGGUAUUAUUACAUUAGCUUUAUUGGUGGCAACUGUUGUGCUUGAAAUUAUGGUUAUGAUUAAUUUCAAUAAAGGUUUAUUGCCUUCUGUGAGUAUGUCUUAUAAAUGGAUUCCUGGGUGCAAUAAGAAUGACCAUCAAAACGAAGUCGUCAUUGAUGAUGAUUAUGGUAGAAACGAUCUUGAAAAGAGAAAUACUUCUAAUUCUAAUAGUUUAUGUAUUGAUUAA
This is a messenger RNA of Candida tropicalis MYA-3404, 1332 nucleotides long. RefSeq lists its product as uncharacterized. Lineage: Eukaryota; Fungi; Ascomycota; Pichiomycetes; Serinales; Debaryomycetaceae. The coding region runs from base 1 to 1332 and encodes 443 amino acids. The record is from RefSeq and is a predicted model, not a curated record. Gene Ontology annotation, cellular component: Golgi apparatus. The transcript has a single exon.